Oppia nitens is the source of this 1018-nucleotide messenger RNA. It is a transcript of the gene Polr3F, whose product is annotated as DNA-directed RNA polymerase III subunit RPC6-like. Lineage: Eukaryota; Metazoa; Arthropoda; Arachnida; Sarcoptiformes; Oppiidae. Gene Ontology annotation, cellular component: RNA polymerase III complex. The transcript is spliced from 4 exons. Gene Ontology annotation, biological process: transcription by RNA polymerase III. The record is from RefSeq and is a predicted model, not a curated record. Bases 26 to 961 code for a protein of 311 amino acids.
AUAUUAGAAGAUAAUAGUUACCGAAAUGGCCAACAAUGAGAUCGUGGGCGCCGUCGCCGGCGAUUCAAUGACUUUGAGUACAAUUAUGAAUAAUAUCAUCGAGUUAUGUAUGGACAAUGAGAAGGGUAUCACCGAAAAGACAUUGCAAAUAGCAAUGACUGGAGUCAAUCCAUUGGUCAGAGCCGAUGCCGUCAACCAAUUGUUGGGCCAAAACAAGAUUGAAAUCUGCAAACAAGGGAUACAACUUCUCUACAGAAUUAAAGACAAGACAAGUGCUAAUAAAGGUUCUGAUGAAGAGGAGAAGAUUGUGUUUGCCAUCAUUGAGAAAGCAUCCAAUAAAGGCAUUUGGAUCAGAGAUAUUAGGUUUCAAUCAAAUCUAUCGCAAACACUACUGAAUAAAGUGCUUAAGAAUAUGGAAACAAAGAAAUUGAUAAAAUCGGUUAAAUCAGUGACGGCCAGCAAGAAAAAAGUAUAUAUGCUUUACGACGUCGAACCGGACCGAUCAGUGACCGGAGGUUCGUGGUAUUCGGGAAAUGAUUACGAGUCAGAAUUUAUUGAAGUCUUAGCCCAACAAUGUCUUCGGUUUUUAUGGGAAAAGACUAAUAAAGAGAAACAAAAUGCCAAAAAUCCCAUCGCUCGCCAAAAUCAAUCAUUUGUCACCUCAAGAGAUGUCCUCAAAUUUAUUAACGACGUCGGCAUUAGUAAAGUAGAGCUCAGUGUCGAUGACAUUGAAAGCAUUCUCGACACACUCGUCUAUGACGGCAAAGUCGACAAACAUGUCAGCACCGAAAACACGAGUACCGGUUCUAACAAAUUAUACCGAUAUAUUACAUCACUGGCCAAAGAUCCGGGUUUUAUGCGUAUGCCAUGUAGUGUAUGUCCCGUUUAUAAAGACUGUCACAUCGAUGGCAUAAUAUCGCCGCUGAAAUGUGUUUAUCUUAAAGAAUGGUUUGAUAUGUGAUAAACUAACAAUAUUGUAAAUUACUGGUAAUUGUUAUGAAAUAUUGUUUUAAUUACC